UUGCUAGUGCCUCCUCAGAUAAUAUUUGUUGGACCCAAUUAUAGCUGUGUUGUUAAUGUAGGAGAAAAUACACAACGAAACUUCAUUGAAUCAAGUAUUACGUGCAAAAAAAUAAAGGAUAUUUUAUUUACACGUAUUACACAACAUACAUUUCUAGGACUCCCUGGACUUUUAUUAACAUAUGAGACUUCAACACAUCAUUCCCAGGACAAUUCUUGUCAAAAUAAUUCCAAGUGGGAUACUUGGACCCGUUUUCAGGGACCAGUAGAAUCGUCAAGAUCUUUUAAACGUGAAAAAGUAUGUACUUGUCAACCGACAUGCGUAUGUUCUGUAAUUCGGCUCUGGGGACCUCCUCCUCUAUACGACAUGUUUAUGUCAAUCUGCUCACAAAUCGCAACUUUCAAAUAUCUUAAUUUAGAACUUCAUGAAAUUUUUCCCACCUUGUUUCCAUCGCUACGUGUUCGUUUAACACCAGUAUCACAGUCGGAUGAUCUAGUUUUCACAUUUUGGACCGUUGACAUACAAAAAUGUAGUACCGAUUGUAAACGUAGAAAAUGCUUGGAAAACGCCAUUCAAAAAGAUACUCAAUUCAUUAUGCUGAUUAAUGUGACGUAUCCUUCCCAACAAGGAAAGUUAAACGUAAAACAUGCAUCAGCACUUAAGAUUCCACCUGGACCUCUUUUUAAACGCCUCAAAGAAGGAAACAAUAUUGAGUUAUGCGAUGGACGACUAAUCACUCCAGAUAUGGUCUGCGAAAAAGCUAUACCGGAAUUUGAAACAUUUAUUAUUGAUAUACCAUCGGAUAACUUUCUUGAAACGGCUCGUGAUUUCAUUUUUCAUACUAACAAGGAAAAUUUUCAAGACCAUUGCAUAAUAUAUAAUAUGAGCAACGUUAGCCUUAAUGGUUUGGAUCAAAAUGAACUCGGUUUACAGAUGAUUGAUUCGUGUGAUAAAGAGCUAAAUGUUAUGUAUCAACCUUUUAAAACGUAUCAAUCUUUUUUUCAACUCCUUCAAUAUAUAACGCCUUUCUUUUGUUCCUCCCUUCUUUCGGACUCCACACAAAGCGUAACACCAGAUCCAACUAAAGCGUUAUCGCAAUAUAUUAUCUAUCCCUUUUCAAAACGAGGCCUCCACAGUGUUAACGAUAACAUAAAACAUCGCCACGAUAAGUAUUCAAUAAAUAAAUUACUUCAACUUCCAGAUAUAAUGGAAAAAGUUUUAUCUUGUCAAAAUCUUUUCAAAGAUACUUACAAAGACAACAAAAGCGCAGAACAUUCUACUACUCUACAAGAUAAUUGUUUCAUUCAAUUCCUAGGAACUGGAGCUGCGAUGCCUUCUAUAUACCGCAAUGUUUCAAGUACGUUCAUUUCAAUCAAAACGCCAUCUUUCAAUAAAGGGAUAUUGUUAGAUUGUGGAGAAGGCACACUCUCUCAAUUACUUCAAUUUUCAUCUUCAAUAGAAGAAUUUCAAGAAAACAUAAAACACAUUAACGUUAUUUUUAUCUCGCAUCGACACGCAGAUCAUCAUCUUGGCUUAUUAAGCAUUUUAUCUCUUCGGGCGCAAUGGUUUUCUAACACACGUCCUAUUUUAGUGUAUGGUCCUCCAUUUCUUUAUCAAUGGCUUGCACAUUGGAAAGUUCAUAUGAAAAAUUUCAAUUAUCAUUUUGUUUGUUGUUCGGAAGAGAAAACUAUAUGUGUUUGUUCUCAAACUAACGAAUGUCCAUUUUCCAUUAAUCUUCAAGUGACACAAGUGGAUCAUAUGGGAUGUCAUUCUUUAAAAAAGGAUCUAAACGAAGAAUGUUACGGAGUCCUUUUAAAAAUUGAAAAAAAAGAUCCUACUACUCCUACACAAAUUUUAAAAAUUGUUUAUUCGGGCGAUACGCGACCAUGCCCAAAUCUUAUACAUCUUAGUGACAAUUGUGAUAUCUUAAUACAUGAAGCUACCUUUGAAAACGGCUUACAAAAAGAUGCUGAAGCAAAACGUCACUCUACAUUUGAAGAAGCCUUGAUGAUAGGAAAACAAUCUAAAGCUAAAUUUAUACUGCUAACACAUUUCAGUCAACGCUAUCCUAUUAUUCCUAUGAUUUCAAACAAUUUAUGGAAUUUCGCAUCCGUUUUUGACGGUUUGAAAAUACCAGUGAACGUCAUCUUGUCACCAACCAUCGCUGAAAAGUUUUCGAAAGCUAUGUUUGAGCUUUCUGCUCUUCUUCACAUGCUUGAGGAUUAAAAUUUAUUCACGUUGCAUGCUGCAUGAUUAACUUGUUAAAAAAUAACUUUUAGAUUUCACAAAAAACAUCUCUACUUUUAUUCAACACAUUUUUUUUACAUUAAAUCUAUUCAUUUUUCUUUCUAAUCGUUAGUAAUUCACACUAUACAAAAAAAAAGUCAAAUA
Messenger RNA from Hylaeus volcanicus, 2391 nucleotides. RefSeq names its product ribonuclease Z, mitochondrial-like. Gene Ontology annotation, biological process: mitochondrial tRNA 3'-end processing. NCBI's taxonomy places the organism in Eukaryota, Metazoa, Arthropoda, Insecta, Hymenoptera, Colletidae. Gene Ontology annotation, cellular component: mitochondrion. The record is from RefSeq and is a predicted model, not a curated record. Gene Ontology annotation, molecular function: 3'-tRNA processing endoribonuclease activity. The transcript is spliced from 12 exons. Bases 367 to 2226 code for a protein of 619 amino acids.